Molecule: messenger RNA, 3170 nt
Organism: Pseudophryne corroboree (corroboree frog)
Lineage: Eukaryota; Metazoa; Chordata; Amphibia; Anura; Myobatrachidae
Gene: INA
Product: internexin neuronal intermediate filament protein alpha
Exons: 3
Coding region: 22-1488 (488 amino acids)
Biological process (GO): regulation of DNA-templated transcription; intermediate filament organization
Cellular component (GO): cytoplasm; intermediate filament; postsynaptic intermediate filament cytoskeleton
Molecular function (GO): DNA-binding transcription factor activity; sequence-specific DNA binding; structural constituent of postsynaptic intermediate filament cytoskeleton
Source: RefSeq, a predicted model, not a curated record
CUCCCUUAUCCUUUCUCCAAGAUGAGUUUUGGUUCAGAUCAUUACCUCUCCUCUUCAUACAGGAAGAUCUUUGGAGACUCACCCAGGUCAUCCAGUCGCCUUGGGGUGGGCAGUUCUUCAUCCAGGACAACAAUAUCUGGCGGCUUUAGGUCCCAGUCACAGUCCAGAAGCAAUGUCCCAUCUGGGUCCUCUUACAGGAGAUCUGUCCGGCCUGGUGGCUACUUGUCUGGAGAAAACUUAGACCUGACCCAAACUUCAGUGGUGAACAAUGAAUUCAAGAUCAUACGAACCAAUGAGAAGGAACAGCUCCAAGGUCUCAAUGACCGCUUUGCAAUGUUUAUUGAGAAGGUCCACAACUUGGAGCAGCAGAACAAAGUGUUGGAGACGGAGCUCGUAGCCUUGAGGCAAAGGCAGUCCGAACCAUCCAGGCUGGGGGAGCUCUACCAGCAUGAGAUCAAAGAUCUUCGGGCUCAGCUGGAGGACAUGAACGCGGAAAAGUCCCAGCUCAUCCUGGAGAGGGACAGCCUAGAAGAUGAUCUCCAGAAGCUGAAGGCCAAAUAUGAGGAUGAGAUAAGGAUGAGGGAGGAAACGGAAUAUGCUUUGAAGGCGCACAAGAAAGAUGUAGAUGAUGCCACCUUAGCUCGCCUGGACCUAGAGAAGAAGGUGGAAUCUCUGUUAGAUGAGAUCAACUUUCUGAGAAAAGUGCAUGAAGAAGAAGUGACCGAGCUGAUGGCCAUGCUCCAAGCCUCCCAAGUCUCGGUGGAGAUGGAGUUGUCCAAGCCUGAUUUAACCUCGGCUCUGAAAGAGAUCCGCUCACAGUACGAAAACCUUGCUGCCAAGAACCUGCAGUCUGCAGAUGAGUGGUACAAGUCCAAGUAUGCCAACCUGAGUGAGCAGGCAUCUCGCAGCUCCGAGGUGAUCAGGGCCAGCAGGGAGGAGAUCAACGACUACAGAAGGCAGCUCCAGUCCAAGACUAUCGAGAUCGAAAGCGUGCGUGGUACUAAUGAGUCUCUGGAAAGGCAGAUCCAGGAGAUGGAGGAGAGGCACAUGGAAGAAACGGCAGGUCUGCAGGAUACUAUUAGUCAGCUGGACAAUGAGCUGAGGAACACAAAGGGUGAGAUGGCACGCCACCUGCGGGAAUAUCAGGAUCUGCUUAAUGUCAAGAUGGCACUGGACAUUGAGAUUGCAGCCUAUCGGAAACUGCUGGAGGGGGAAGAGACCAGGUUUAGCACGACUGGGAUAAGCUUUAUGCCCCCAAACCCUCCUCAGAGUUAUUCUUAUCAGUCUCGAAUCCAUAGUUCUUCCUCCAAGAUAACACCUGCUGGAACCUCCAUGAAGAGAGAUGAAGCAGACGCAGGUGCUAAAACCACUCCCAAGACAGCUACUCACAGAGCGGAGACCUAUGAGGAAAUCAUUGAAGAAACCGUUGUAUCAACCAAAAUAAUAGAUAAGACAAACCAGAAUGAUGGAGCCAGCAGUAACCCUUAAACAACUAGUACCUUACUAAUUAAUUAGAAGUUUCACUUUUCCAUCAAUCCAUUCACUCCUAUAAAUAUGCAGUACAUGCUAGUUUCAUAAUGGUCACAAUAAAUUUCUAGGGAAAUGUAUUCACAAGCAAUGCCAUACUUGAGAUCGCCAUUGGCAUUUCCACUUUAGCUUCCCAUCCAAACACUAAACCCCCCCCCCCCCCCCCAACCCAUAUUCUCUCCAGUGUCGUCCACAGGUGCAUGUACUGGAUUGAGCUGGUAGCCUCUUUAGGAACCAGAGACAGGUGCUGCUUGGGUAAGUGACAGGUAACGGUGCUACCCAUUUAUAACUGUGCCCUGGGCAGUGGCUCUAGCUCGACUGCCCUCAGUAUGACCCCAAACACAAUAAGUACCUAUUUCUGACAGCCCAGGUUUUAAGAAUAUCCAUGCUUGAGCACAUAUAGUUAAAUAAAAAUGACUGAUGUACUAAUUGUUACCUGUGCUUAAGCAUGGAUAGCCUUAAAACCUGGACUGUUAGUGUGCCUUGAAAACUGAGUUUGGGGAUCACUGCUCUAGUGGUAAAGCUAAGAACCCUGUGCUUUAUAAAAGAGGUGCCAACAUCUCUGUGGGGCCCCAGUACUGGGGGUAUGGCCAAUGGGGAUAUGUGGCCAGACUCCACCCCUUCCCCCCUAUGAAAUGUUUUAAAAGAAAGCAGCAGUCAUUCCUCUCUCUCCCUGCCCGAAGUGCUGCUGUCUGCAAUGGGGAAGGGGGGGCAGUGGGCACCAAGACACUGCUAAGCUGCUUCAAUAGGCCCGGUCAAAGAGUACCCCCCACCACCACCAAACCCCCCACCAUACACACACACACACACACACACACACACACACACACACACACCUUUUCGGCACCACUGUACCUAUACAAUACAACAACAGUAUAAAAUGACUGACUGAUGCCCAUGCAGGUGUGAUAGUUGCAUGAUGCACUAUUCUAGAAAUCAACAGUAGACCAUUCCAUAGUGUUUUGUUAUAGAAACUCAUUAAUAAAAGCACAUCACUCUUUAAUACUAUCUAGGAUAGAAUACAGUCUUACAAGUUGCACUUUGUGGUUACAAAAACUAGUAUCUGAUACUAUCGGUGACAUGGGACCAUUUUUCACUUAAAAGCACAUUAGAAAUUGUAGGCAUUUAUAAUGGUUUAUUCUACAAUCAACGCAUACAGUAGAUAGAAGUAUUAUAUUAACAAGUGUGUACACCUGUCCAAUAUGUGCACAAAGACAAGUCACACAACUUCCUUCAGCAUACAGUGGGGGUAGGACUACACUCGCACAAGCAGAAGAUUGACGUGAUAAGCAUUGGCAACAGAGAGCAUUAUACACCAAAAACAGCAACUGAUAUGAGUCAUUGCUCCUAUGGUUGCUUCAGAGUAGACAAGUGGAUGUGCCAUAGCAAAGGUACAUUCCUCCAGCAAGAUGUGCCUAGGUUAAGAAUCUGUCUUUACAUGCCUUACUACAAGUGACAGUCCUCUGAUCUCAGAGUAAUGUUUGAUGCAUAUCUGCUUUUGUGACCAGAGGUUAAUGGGAUUAUUUGGGACAUUUUCGAUAGUUAAACCCUGAAAUGCUGAAAAUGUUGAUGAUAAGUGAAAGUGACAAUAAUCUAACACCUGCAGAGAAGGAAAAUAAAUAAAACAAACAUCAUGAUAUCAA